Molecule: messenger RNA, 888 nt
Organism: Schistosoma margrebowiei
Lineage: Eukaryota; Metazoa; Platyhelminthes; Trematoda; Strigeidida; Schistosomatidae
Source: the annotation of a GenBank genome assembly
AUGAAUGAUUGUCAACCUGUUAUGAACAAUGUGUCAACAACAUAUACAACUGUAUUUCAUUUCUUAAUAACGACGAUUUCAUUGAAUAGUCAGUUGUUGAAUUUGAUGAAUACAUGGAAAAUACGUAAUAUGGAAUAUCAUUUUUACAGUUGUAGUGAUUAUUUGGCAGAUUUUCAGUGGAUUCAAUCUGAACAUAAUUCAGGCGCCAAACCAUUUUUAAAAUUGAUGAUUGCAACAAUUCUUCCAUCUACAAUCAAUAAAGUCAUUGUACUGGAUAUUGAUAUACUACUUAAUACAGAUAUUAUUGAAUUAUGGAAUCAUUUUGAUUAUUUUAAUGAAACUCAGAGCAUAGGUAUUGGAUUAGAACAAAAUCCAUAUUUUCAAGAAGUUAUGACCAGGUUAGAAAGCGAUUGGAAAGGUUACGGAUAUAAUAACGGUGUUCUAUUACUUCAUCUGUCUAAAUUACGAUCAACCAAUUGGAAUCAUCUAUGGUUGAGCAUAACUAGAAGAGCUAUUGAACAUCAAGGUUACUUAAUCACUGGUGAACAGGACAUUUUAAACUUAAUAUUAUUCCGAUUCCAAUACAUUUUAUAUGAGAUUCCAUGUGAAUGGAAUAUUCAAUUAAGUGAAGGAAGUGAUGUACAACGAUGUCCUGUAAGUUGGUUAACUUAUGCAGAAUUGAAAAAGCGUAAUUAUACAACAAUUGUUAAACAACCAAAACUUAUUCAUAUUAAUCAUCUUACUAAACCAGACGACAUAAUAGCGAAUUAUACACCAACUGAGUACAUUGAUCAAUCAGAUGUCAUUCUUAAACAGUGGGAACUAUAUGAUAAAUUCGUGUCAGUUUACCGUCAAUAUACUCAAUUAAAUGAAUCAUGUUUCCAAUAG